ACCGUCUCGGAGACUUCGUGGUCUUAAAUAUUUCCCAGUCACAGGUGUACAACAAUACCUCAAUUAUCUUAUCACCUUUUAUCCAAUCACAAGGCUCUGAAUUAGCACAUGAUCAGACGCGUGCAGCUGAGCUUCGCAUGGCGCGGUCGCGGAACUGAGAGGUGGCAACAAAUAUGGCGUCUGAAGAAAGUUUGGAACUUGCUGGCCGCCUUUGACGAGGGAUUGUGGAUUUGUUGACAUGUAUUUGAACGAUAUGGCCCCGGAUUUAAAGUUACACAGUCCUGCCGGAGCAGAGCCUAUUGUCUAUUCGUGGCCUCUACAGAAAUCGGACGGACGCGAUGAGGCAGCAGAGAUUGUUGAAACCAUCAGAUGGGUUUGCGCCGAUUUUCCUGACCUGAAACUCGCUGUCGAGAACUAUGUUCUUCGUGAGUUUGAUUCAACCAGCUACGAAAGCAUGUCCAAACUUUGUGAACGGUACAAUCGAGCGAUCGACGGAAUUUUACAGUUGUGGAAAGGAUGUGCCCCUCCAUCAUGUAUCAAUGUUCCACCAUCUCAAGAACUUCUGCGUCACAUUAUACAGCAAGUGUACAGUCACUCUGUCAGAGAUCCCGACAAGCUGAAUGCUUAUGAACCAUUUUCUCCUGAGGUAUAUGGUGAAACAUCAUUUGAACUUGUGGCUCAGAUGAUUAAGGAAGUGCCUAUGAGUCCAAAUGAUUUAUUUAUUGAUCUAGGAAGUGGUGUGGGUCAGGUUGUAUUACAAGUUGCAGCAUCAGGAAAUAUCAAGGAAUGUUAUGGUAUAGAAAAAGCAGAUAUUCCUGCAAGAUAUGCAGUGGAGAUGGACAGGGAAUUCCGUAAAUGGAUGCAAUGGUUUGGGAAAACUUACAAACCCUACAAGCUUGUGAAAGGUGAUUUCCUAGAGGAAAAAAUGAAAGAAAAGAUACAAUCUGCAGGGAUUGUGUUUGUCAACAAUUUUGCCUUUGGACCAGAUGUUGAUCAUAAAUUGAAGGAGAGAUUUGCAUCAAUGCGAGAAGGUGCCAAGAUCAUUUCAUCCAAAGCAUUUUGUUCCCUCAAUUUCAGAACCACCUCACGUAAUUUAUCAGAUAUUGGCACUAUACUGCGGGUGUCUGAACUCAAGCCAAAUGGCCGUGCAGUGUCUUGGACAGGAAAACCUGUUUCCUAUUUUGUUCAUGUUAUUGAUAGGACCCUGCUUGAACAGUAUUUUGCAGACCUCAAAAGAAGAAAGGAGGGUAGAGACUAUAGUGAUGCCAGUAGCUUGAGUGACUCAAUGGCUAGUACACCAAACUUUGAAGAACUGGAUGAUGUUCUGUUUGGUGUUUCAACCAGACACCAGUGGAAUCAACUCAUUACCCAAAUUGAAGCCACCAACGAAGCAAAUAAGAGCCGAAGUCGAAAUUCAAGGAAAAGCCACAGCAAGAAGAGUGUGCUGCAGGAAAGGAAUGGCAUUAUGAACUCUACAUGGCAAGAUCAAGAACAGAAAGAUGGCAACAGAGGACAUCAACCAACAUUUGCCCAGAAGGUUCGUAAGAAAUACCAGAGGCAACAAAACAAGAAAGCUCAGAAGUUGAAGAAGCGUAUUAAGAAUAACAAAGGAAAGGGAAAGCAAAAAUCAAAACCAAAGAAGAACAAUUCCAUGACAAAAGUGAAGUUAAAACAGAUGUCUAAAGCAAGUGAGAAAAGGCAAAGGGAUAAUCUGGCCGUAACAGCUUUGGAAAAUGCCACGGUAGCUGCAUUGCAGAACCUUCAAAGGAGGAGAGGGCAAAAGCAGGGAAUGAGGAUUUCAUCAGCAUCGCCACCACCUGUGUCAAACAAUUUCUGCAUAGAACAGUUUCUCCCAGCUUUGGAGCAACUUAUGACUGUCACUCGGUACCAGUUCCUUCAUUUUAUGUGCCACAUGAAUUCCUCCGAAUACAAGGAAAAUCUCAAGAGGCAAAUCGAAGAACAGAAGGCAAGGAAGAAAGAAUUGAUGGGAAAGGUUUCCCUAGCCGAAAAACACGUGGAAAUACUACAAAAGGAAGCGCUGGGAAAUCUCAGAUUACGAAUGGAUGAGAUUGGUUUGACGGCAAAGACGCCUCGGGAGUUACUUAUGAAAGCAGGUGAGCUGUUGGGCGAACACAAGAAGAUGAAGGAUAAAGUAAAACGGCUGGAAAAAGAAGUCAAACAUCUUGAAAAGCACAAGAACUAUCACUCUCCUGGUGACAAAAACUCUACGAGGGAUGGAAAACUUACCAAUGGCGACUUGGACAUGGUUCAGAAACCGGGUGAAAUGCAAGCUAAAGAAAAACAGAGCUUGAUGACCCACCUCUACGAAGAGUUGAAGAAGAAAAAGGCUUUGGUUGAAAAGGUCAACAAACUGCAGAGGGAAGUCGAACAGCUGGACUCCAAGAAAAAGGUCUGGGAGACGGCCAGCGUCUCUUCUUCAAAAACUGUACACACGCAAGUUAAAGUUGGGACGUAUGCAAAACCUGUCACACAAGCCGUUAAGCCAAUUACGAGCCCAUUUUCUUCCAACUCAAGUGCGCACUUGAACAAUUCUAGAAUCUCUGUAGGCUCACCAGCACGUAGUAUAAUAUCCUCAUCAAGUGUGGCGUCCAAAGCUACAGUUUCCAUGCCUGUUCCAUCCAGAACAUUUCCUACGUCCCAGGCGCCACACUGCAGUACGCAACCUCAAAUUGUCAGCGCAUAUCACCCUUGCUUAUUGCAGCCUGUAGGCGUACCAGUUCAGAUGGUUUCGUUUGUAGAUAAAGAUGGCAGACUGAUUCCCACUACCCCUAACUCAAAGAGGACGACUCAAAAAGGGAGCAACGCUAAAAAGAAGUCCAAAGUGACCAGUCCAAGAAAACCGGAACUCAACGUGAGACUUCCGUCUUCAGCAGCAUUGUUGAACCAUCAAGUUGUAAAAACAGUUGUUUCUCCGUCAACUCCAACGGCAUCACUGAAGCAGUCACCAACAGUAUCUCGCCCAGUGCAACCUCUUGUCACCUCCCCAGUAACGUCAGUCAAUAAGUCGGGUCUUUCCAGAGGUGCGAUCCUCUCGCCUGUAUCCUUGGUGACAUCGCCUGUGACACCCACCCCAGUUCGGCAAGCCACUCCCAUUACUUCUCUACCAGCAUCUGGCAGUGGAGUUCCUGCAAUGGUUUCGUUUGCUCAGAAUAGUCUCUCGUUUGUCUCUCCGUUGAGUCCUCUAUCAGUUGCUUCAUCUCGUCUACCGACCUCAACUGCAACACCCCUCAGGUCCCUUUCGGCUUCUACGCAAAAAUACUUGAACACUUUCGCGACUCAAGUGGCUGCAACAUCUACGACAUCCCUGCCAAACCCAUCACAAGUGAACCCACCUGUUUCUACCAGUCAGUCGCCUAUUGUUGGCAGAUCAUUUCCAAACACGGACCUCUCAACCGACCACAGUGCUGGUAUAAAGCUUCUCUGCGACCUGCUGAAUGAUACUCUCCCUGAGCAGCCACCACCUGUAGCAACACCUUCAGCAAUGCGAUCUCAAGGAACACCUUCCUCGCAUACUUCGAUUUCCUCAACGCCUGACACCCCGAGGGUCGAUGAAAGGAGUCCCGUCAACACCUCACCACCUACUCCCAGCAGGACCGCUUCCAAUUCCCCUAGGACUCCUCCCGUAGGAAACGUUCUAGUAAGCUCAUUCCGUAGUGGGGUGUUGUCCUCAUCGGAACAGGCAAGCUCUGCUCAACGAACUCCAACACGUGGUGCAACUCCAACGACAAGUAAGAAGCGAACUUCCCCUUUUACAAUUGAUAGCAUUGUCAGCUCAUGCCAAGAGUCACAAACGGGAAUUAAAGGCAGAAGUCCAUCAGAAGCAGAAGUGAAAACCAACAGGAGUAGCCCUAAGAGCAGAAACAAGUCUCCCUCCACAAAUUUCAGUAUUGCACAUAUAACUCGCGACAUGAACUUGCCAAACCCAACAAGUAAAUCCCGUGUGCCUUUCGUAACAAGCCCUGGUACCUAUUCUCUUCCUCCAUCAGUUUCUUCCACUGAUGGAAAUCAGAGUCAGCGACGACAAUCCCCGCCUUUGUCACUUCUGGAGCAAAGUUCCCGAGUUGAAUCUACUGGUGUGAUCUCCUCAAACACUACCCAGAGGGAUCUUGCCCCUGUUCCUGUCAUUACGGGACCCCGUAAUGUACGCAAUGAUGGGAAAUCUACCGAAUUGCCAUCAAAAGGACAAAAGACACCUUCGUCAACGACCCCAGAGUCGAUCGCGAUCUCAGACGAUGUGUCGAGAGGAGCUCUUAUGGCAGGAGCACACACAGGUAGCACAACCAAUGCCACCAAAGGGGGUUCCGUGAACCCCAAAGGAACCGUCCUCCUUACUGGCUUUAAGGAACCAUGCCGUGGCUCUGCGACGUCUAAGGGUGAAAGUGUGUCCGAUGAAGUGUCCUCUUCCGUGUCAUCGAGUGUCGGCCCAGGGCAGGAACGUGAAUCAUCCUCGACUCAAAAUCAAGACACUGCCAUCAUCCCUGACAUUCCCCUAGACAUGAUUCCUCUCCCUAGCGGAAAGCGACCUAGUCCUAAGAAGGAAACGAGCUCCACUUCUUUGUCAAGCAGGAAGCGCAGUUCUCCCGUGCCUCAGGUACCGAAGUCCGUGAGCCCCGACACAGAGGUCAGCAGCCUUAUGGCGCACGAAUCUCUUCCCCAGUCUCCAUCAAUUUCGUCGUCUGUUUCUAAGGCGGGGUCGGCGGUGUUGGAUGGACAAGCGCCUGUGUUAGUAGACAGCAAUCCCUGUUCUGCUCGUAGCCCAAUCCCCGUAGUACCGUCUCUGAUGAUGCAGUCUCCUCUGGGAGUGUCGCUGCCAUCAUUUGGAAGCGUGUUUUCUCUUGCAAAAGAAGGUGAAGCUACGAGAGCAACGGAAGUCACUGAUAAAAACAGUCCUCAAGUGUCCCAGAAGCCUGACCAGUCGGUUGACCAGCCUUCAGAACCUCCCAAAAAGAAACGCAAACGCAAGGAAAAGAAAGGUCAGAACAAGGCAAAAGGGGCUUUGAGUUUACUCGUUCAGUAUGACAGCGACAGCACAAGUUCUUGUGGGACACACACCGAAAGUGACGACAACUCCGCCCACAGCAGUAGCCCGGUCAGCGGUACACCAAGUCCUGUUAACGCAGAAACAAGUACAGAGUCCUCUCGGAACCAGUCUAGUCGCGCUCUAUCAGAGCCAAGUCAAGAAAUAUCAGCGAAUAACGUUUCGCAAAUAAACGGGCCUACUUCGAAGAGUAAUGACGUGAGUGCCACUAACAAGAAACGCCCCAGCAAUGGAAAGAGUCCAGUGGAGAGGAAGAAGCCGAAAGGAGGUAACCCACGGAGUGAAGUUCGUCCUCCUCUGGUAAAUCUCCAUGACACAGUCAGCAGCAUGCAGCAGUUAAAAAGCGUCCCAUCCAAUCCGCAACUGCCUCCAACUCCUUCUCAUUACCAGGCUUAUGAGAGCCAGUACUCGCCGCAAGGAAUACCAGGCUAUGCUCUUCCUGGUUUUUCUAUCCCACCCGGUCCACUUAACUUUCCCACAGGUCACUCACAGUAUCCGGUGACCAUUCCGCAAUACUUCCCUGGGGAAGCGCAUCGUGUCGGGCCCGGAUACAGCACAGCACCCGGGGGACUGUUCCCUCAGUGGCGGACCAGUUACGCCCCAAUGCAGUGUCAGAAUCCGUUGCCUCCGUCGUUCAACCAUCCAAGUAAUGCAAAUAAUGGAAGUAAUGUCUAUAGAUAGAGAAUCACUACUAGUAUAUUGGGAUUUCAUUUGAUUAUUUAUACUGCAAAUGUAUGUAUAAAUUUAUGAUAGGUAUGGAAUAGUCCAUUUUACAGUUGUGUGCUUGGUUGCCAAGCCUUUGAACAGAAGUGAGGCUAAGGGUGAUCUUGUUUUGAUACAGACGUUGCUGCUAUUCAAAUAUAAAUUUCUUUGUUCUUGUGCUCUAGAUACUGGUCUCUAUCGCAACAAGGUUACCUUCAGCCUCACUCCAAAUCAAAGGCUUGGCGACCGAGUACAGGACUGUAAAAUGACCCAUUGUUAGGGUCAACAUUUAUCUAUUUAUCUUAGGAAAUUGAUUUCUCAGCGGGUAUGUUUGGGGAAAACAGUUUGUUGUGCUUUGGGGGUUAAAAGGUGUUCAAAGUUUUAUACAUCAGUGAUGGACUUUUUAAGGUUUUUACGAAACUACGGGGUGUUUUGUGGUUUCGGAAUGUCAUAUAUUUCUCAUUUUCUUUUGGUCGGUUUUAUCUCAUUUUAAGAACUGUUUACAAAGUCAGGAUUUCUCGGGGUAACAAUUGAUUUGCAUGCAAUCUAGCUGAGCUGGGUUUUACUGAAGAGGUGUUGCUAAGCAACAAUGACUUAUCGUGGACUAGUUCACGCGCCUUUGCGUGAAGUUGUCGUGUUCACUCGUGUGAUAUUCGACAUAAGCAGUCGGAAAGCAGCCGGCCGUUCUCGAACGUUUCCGGAAUACUGCCUUUUUUCAGGUAGUGUAUUCUUAGUGGUUUUAAUUGAAGUACUGUGAGGUUCAGGGUUAAAUCCUCGUCUUUCUCUGAACAGUUUAAUUUUUCUUUGCGUUGUUUUUCCUUUUCUAAGCUUUGUAACGGCUUUUCUUAGCUAGUGAACCCUUUCACUUGAUAAAAAACGAACAACUUAGGAAACAGAUGAGAGCAGAUUUUAUUAUUAUUAUUAUUAUUAUUAUUAUAUUAGAAGUUAAUUACAAGCUUUUAUUCGCGCGCAUGCAACAGAAGGUGGUUCGGACUUUCAGGUGUGACGAUAAGACCUUAGUUUGUUGAUAAUCUAUUAACGCAACCAAGGAGAACUUUCUGGUAAUGUAGGUGAUAAAUAGUUCUAAAGGGAAAGUGGAACUGUUCUCUUGAAUGCUCGCCGCCGGUUUGGAAGUUGAUGUUGAGACGGUGCUUGUUUUUUAUGCUGAAAGACAAAGUAAAAAAAAAAAAAACUUCUUAUAGACCGUUAGGUUUGAGUGAAAGGGUUGGCUAACUUGUGCAGCCUCCUCUUCCGAUAUAAUGCAGUAGCAAAAGGAAGAUAUGCGUCCACUCUUCGCGAUAAGUAAGCAACAAUUUUCCUUACUGGAUUUCAAAGUUUGCUUCAGUGUUAGGAGAAUUUGGUCGUGAAUCGAGACUAUUUUAUGUUCGAUAGCCUAUGAUGAACCUUGCUGGUCAGCGUACAUUUUCUGACCCUAGAACUGCCAAGAGCUGACUGUUUAUUCUCCCUUCUAGCCGCUACACAUUUCUUUGUAAACUACCUGCGAGAAUUUGGAGUAAGAUCAAGAUUACAGAGCUGAAUAAUGAAAUGCUAUGUCAGCGGGUAUGCGGUCAACAACGCGGGCUCGAGUGUCCUAGGUCUAAA
This is a messenger RNA of Stylophora pistillata, 7363 nucleotides long. RefSeq lists its product as uncharacterized. Gene Ontology annotation, cellular component: nucleus. Gene Ontology annotation, biological process: DNA damage checkpoint signaling; DNA repair; regulation of transcription regulatory region DNA binding. NCBI's taxonomy places the organism in Eukaryota, Metazoa, Cnidaria, Anthozoa, Scleractinia, Pocilloporidae. Gene Ontology annotation, molecular function: histone H3K79 methyltransferase activity. The record is from RefSeq and is a predicted model, not a curated record.